Molecule: messenger RNA, 498 nt
Organism: Botrytis byssoidea
Lineage: Eukaryota; Fungi; Ascomycota; Leotiomycetes; Helotiales; Sclerotiniaceae
Exons: 1
Coding region: 1-498 (165 amino acids)
Source: RefSeq, a predicted model, not a curated record
AUGAACCCUCUACAGGAACGUCGUCCAGAUGGUCAACGUGGACGAGUCCAUGAAGAAGGUCGCCACACACAAAAUCGGCGUCAAGGCACCCCCGGUUUGGCUGACAUUAUUGGCAAUUCUCUUGACCGUCCUAGGGAUAGAACAGAGAAUAAUGAUGGUCGAAGCCUAGCAGAUAUUGUAAUUCCACCACCCAAACGACGAAGAAAGGCAUCAGCAGCUCGUUUGAUGAAAGUACAGAAACGAGACAUCGCCGAAGAACCAGAAGAUGGGCCAAGUACAGCUAAUGCUGAAAAUCGGUCAUCGGAUGGCUUGCGUACAUCUACUACACAUGAUGAUCAAUCUACAGUAGGAUCUGGAGAAAAAAGCAAAGGCAAACCAGCCCCCGAAAAGUUUCAAAGACCAGUCGUCUCUCCUCAGAAUAUCGAUACUCCUCUCAUUACAGUCGAGUCCUCUGCGAGCUGUUCUCAAGAAGAGGGCAGCCUUGAAUCAGAAUCUUGA